Messenger RNA from Vicia villosa (hairy vetch), 1431 nucleotides. Its product is annotated as protein FIP1-like. The transcript has 14 exons. The record is from RefSeq and is a predicted model, not a curated record. Gene Ontology annotation, cellular component: late endosome; lysosomal membrane. Bases 170 to 1240 code for a protein of 356 amino acids. NCBI's taxonomy places the organism in Eukaryota, Viridiplantae, Streptophyta, Magnoliopsida, Fabales, Fabaceae.
UCAAUGAUCAUGUUAAUAGAUCAACAUAGCAAAUAACAAAAUCCAGAUUGCUAACCAAAUUCACAAAUGACAUUACUGGCUUCAUUCAUCAACAACACCCUUCUCAACUCCACCUUCCUUUUUCCAAACCCUUGAUUUCAAUUCACCGAUUCCCUCACUCAUCACCGCGAUGGCGACGGAGAGAUUCUCUUCUCCGCCAUCCACAUCGCAAGAGGAAAACGCUCUCUUUCUCGAUAUACUUCAUGAAGCUCCUUUGUUCGCUCAUCGCAAGCCUGCAAGAAUCGUUGGGAGUGUUAUCUAUUGCAUACUAUUGGCAAGUUAUAUUACUUUGGCUGUUGGAGCUCAAUGGAUAUUUCGUCCCGUGCAAGGAUUGAUUUCUCCGGUGUUAUGUAGUUGUGAUGUUCUUCUUAUGCUGUUGACAGGAAUCUUUCAACAAUAUCUAGUUUAUCAAGUGCAUAAGAUACGGUUGCAGGGCUAUUAUAGUUUCAGCCAGAAGUUGAAAUUUAUUGUUCGCAUACCCUUUGCCAUUACAGCUUAUGGUACUGCUGCAAUGCUACUUGUUAUAGUCUGGAAACCUUACACUGGUUUUCUGUCAAUCUCUGCAAUAUUGAGGAUUAUUAUGGUAGUCGAAGCAUUAUGUGCUGGAUGUUUUAUGAGCCUUUAUAUUGGCUACAUACACCAGUACAAUUCAUUAAACUCUCAUCCUGAUGUUUUGAAGUCCUUAUAUUCACCACUACAACCAGCAAGUUCUUUGGAGGGUCUAAGGUACCAUGAUGGUAGGCUCUCUGAUCAGCAAAUGGCUUUGUUGCAAUAUCAGCGUGAAAAUCUUCAUUUUUUGAGUGAGGAGAUUCUUCGUUUGCAAGAGUCUUUAAGCAAAUAUGAACGAACUGAGGAUCGGAGCACACCUCAGGUUGACCUUGCUCAUCUACUAGCAGCUCGUGAUCAAGAAUUGCGUACAAUUUCUGCAGAGAUGAACCAAAUGCAAUCUGAACUAAGGCUUGCGCGGUCUUUAAUUGCUGAAAGGGACUCAGAGACCCAACGUGUCCGCAUGACCAACAAUCAGUAUGUAGAAGAGAAUGAAAGACUCAGAGCUAUUUUAGGAGAAUGGAGCACCCGAGCUGCCAAGCUUGAGCGAGCACUGGAGACCGAGCGAAUGUCAAAUAUUGAAUUACAAAGGAAGAUUUCAGCUCUAAGAAGCCAGACACAUAUGUCAGCAGAAGCAAAUGAUCAAGGCGGUUAAUUCACUAAGUAGUUCAUGUGGAGCAUUUCACUUCGUUCUCUCUGUUAAAAACAUGCAGUGAAUUUGUAUCCGCAGAACCAUCACUCUUGUGUGGAAAUCCAUUGUACAUAUACUAUAUCAGUUUCAAACAGGGUUUAACUUUUGUAGUCAUUGAGGCAAAUAUGUUCAUCUUUUAAUUUCUUUUCUUUCUA